ACACCACUACUCACUACUCACUACUCAUCGUCCGGCAUAUACGUCAUCGCUAUCGAUUCGCAUCAUUCGUUACCAUUCUUUCAUUAUGGCGAACCGUGGAAAUGAUCAGAAGGGUGCAGGAAGCCCACCCUCGAAAGAACUGCUGGUGCAUGUAACGUCUACCAGUCACAGUCCUCCAGACGGGACCACGGAAGCGGGCACUUUCGUACCGGACCUCCUCACAAAUGAUAACUCCGAGGUCAAAACCUACCUCCCGAGCCCACCCCCAGGUGGCAGCGCGAAGAUCGGAACAUACAUAGCCAGUCUCAAUACGGAACAGCGCAACUCGAUAAUCCAAUUCAUUCAAGCGACCAAGGAGCCUACCAGUGUGGCAAUUCAAACGCUCAUAGAGUGUGAAUGGGACCUCAUUGAAGCUGUCUCACGAUUUGGCGAUGACUAUGAUGACGCACAAGAAGACUUUGAAAAGGAAAUCGUUACUCCUCCGACUCGUUUCUCAGGAUCCGAACACAGCUCACGUAAUGUGCAAACACCUCCACGCCAGCCUAAGAAAGACAAACGAAAGAGCAGGUCUCCUGUUCCUUUGCGGCGGGACUUGUUGCAUAAGCUUGCUUUCCAAAACGGUCAAGACUGGCCGCAAAAUCCGCGAAACGCCGCGUACGAAGCGAUCAUACUGCAGUAUUCGCCCUCGAGCCCCAGCAUGCAGACCAUUCCCAUGUUCCUCUCACCUUAUGAGGACAAAAUGUGGUACACAGGCUUCAUGAGACCUUAGGAAGACUUCAGACAGGGAGUAAAGGACUGGAUGGACGGGUGGUUAGCCCACACAUUUUUAGAGCUGCGUUGGGAACAUGUGCCUAGAGACUGUUUUGCCCCGAAGAUUCGUCUUUCGGCCGA
Molecule: messenger RNA, 891 nt
Organism: Didymella exigua CBS 183.55
Lineage: Eukaryota; Fungi; Ascomycota; Dothideomycetes; Pleosporales; Didymellaceae
Exons: 1
Coding region: 86-769 (227 amino acids)
Biological process (GO): transcription by RNA polymerase II
Molecular function (GO): DNA binding
Source: RefSeq, a predicted model, not a curated record